CCCAUUUGCACCUCACAAAAAUUCAAAAAUACCAGUUCUCCUCUCUGAUUCGCUGCCUGCGCGCUGUGCCUGAGUCCUUCGCAGUCAAAGAUGGGGUGGCCGAAGGGGAGACCGAGGAGAACCAAGCGGCUGACGCGGAUGGACGCGGCGGUUGACGCGAUGCUGCCGUUCGGAUUUUCCGAAGCUACGGUGAAGAAUCGCGUGAAGAAGCUGCUGAAGGAAUAUGGUGGAGAUGAAGGAUGGCCAUUCAUUGAAGAAUCGGCAUAUUCGGUACUUAUUGAGUCCAUUCUUGCAAAUAUGAAUGACGAUGAGCAAACCCAACUCGAAGAGAAAGAUGCGCAGAAUGGACUAUCUGAGCCUGUUGGAAAUCAAGAAGCAAAUCAGCUGUCCAACAAAACCUAUGGCGAUGAGGAACCUGGCUGCAGCCGAGCUUUGGAUGCUCAAGAAGACAUUCCAUCAGAUAUUGUGGAGCUCCCCUCAGAAGCAGUUGCAGAGGUUACACCACUCCCAUCAUCAUCAACACCCCGAGACAGCAAUUCUCUGCUGCUGCUAGCCAUGAAACGGAAGAUUAUUCUUGAUGAUGAUGAGGUUAUCGUUUCUAAACCAGCUGCAUCAGCGGCCAUGGGAGAGAGAGCCACCCUAAAUCCUAUUGUAAAUCAAGAAGCUAUUCAACUGCCAGACAAAACCCGUGGCAAUGAGGAACCUGGCUGCAGCAGAGCUUCUGAUACUCCUGAAGACGUUGUUCCAUCAGAUAUCAUGGAGCCCCCCACAGAAGCAGUUGCAGAGGCUACACCACUCCUAUGCUUAUUACCUCCUCAAGACAUCACUCCUCUGCAGCAGUCAGCCAUUAAACGGAGGCGCUUCCCUUGCUAUGGUUGGAUCGACAGCGAUGGGGAUGAUGAAGAUAACGAAUUCAUCAUUUUGACACCAGCUGUAUCCACAGUCAAGGGGAAGGGAGCCACUCCAAAGCCUGUUGGAAAUCAAGAAGCGAUCCAACUGUCAGACAAACCACAUGGCGACAAAAAAACUGGCUGCAGUCGAGCUCCUGAUACUCAAGAAGUCGUCGUUAUUCCAUCAGAUACCACCGUUGCAGAGCUAACACCGCUCUCAGCUCCAUCACCACCCGGGGUCACCACUCCUCAGCUGUCACAGCCAGCCAUUAGACGGAAACGCCUCCCUUGCUAUGGUUGGAUCGGGAUCGAUGAGGAUGAUGAUAAUGAGUUCAUCAAUUUAACACCAGCUGCAUCAAAGGCCACGGGAGAGAGAGCCACUCUGGAUGGGAUUGCAUGGACGAAGAAACGCAGGUCAAGAUGGGAUGUCAAGCCCGGUGAUCCUUAGCCGGUUAGGCAUUCAAAGCUCUCAUCUAGUCCAUAAACUGGAUUCAUGUAAAUGUAUAACCUCAUUGAAUGACAAAUUUUAACUGAUUAUUCAACAUGAUGUUUGCUUUUUGUGAGUA
Messenger RNA from Salvia hispanica, 1456 nucleotides. RefSeq lists its product as uncharacterized. Lineage: Eukaryota; Viridiplantae; Streptophyta; Magnoliopsida; Lamiales; Lamiaceae. The record is from RefSeq and is a predicted model, not a curated record.